Messenger RNA from Topomyia yanbarensis, 2128 nucleotides. It is a transcript of the gene ImpL2, whose product is annotated as neural/ectodermal development factor IMP-L2. Gene Ontology annotation, cellular component: neuron projection. The transcript has 3 exons. The record is from RefSeq and is a predicted model, not a curated record. Bases 883 to 1680 code for a protein of 265 amino acids. NCBI's taxonomy places the organism in Eukaryota, Metazoa, Arthropoda, Insecta, Diptera, Culicidae.
AGACAGUUUUCAUUUUGCCUGUGCAUCGGAAACACCUUUCCUUGAAGGAAUUUAUUACCGCAAAGUUCAGUGUUCAACUGAUAGUCAAAGUAAAUUUUGAAGUUCAACCUUAGUAAUUGUUGAAAGUUCGCGAAGAGCGUUAUAAUCGCAAAACGGUUGAAAGUGAUUAAAAAAAGCCCACCACUAGCAGUGUAAAGAAAAUCGUUUGACGUCAUCAGUUCUUGAUCGCUACACUCAUACGAUCCAAUUAAUGUCAGUCAGAGGCAGAACGGAAAGUUUAACAUCAAAAGAAUUUCAAAUUAUAAUCAUCAAGCCUCUUUGUUUAUAUACAAUCGGAUUUUAAUGAAUCCAAUCAGACGCAUCCCUUAGUGCUAAGCUUGCGGUGUUCUACGGUCGCUCCGCUUCCAGAGGUCAUAAUUGCGCCGAUAAGCCAACCGAGCAGUCGCAGAAAAGAAUCUCAAAUCACCACCAGUGGUGCAAAGGAGUCCAGUAUUACAUACGUGUACGCCACAUUCGGCCAUAUGUUGAGCUACAGCCAAAAAGUGAACCUAUCGGAAUUAAUGCUGCUGAAUGUGCUCAUAAAACAUCUUAUAAACUCUAACGUUACAUAACGUCAACUUCAAGUGAUAAAUCAUAAAGUCCAUCAAUCACUUUGUCUAAAGUUGGCGAAUUAUCACUGAAGCGCCAAUCUAGUGCGACGCUACUGAAAAGCAAGUCGAUCAUAUCUCGAUCCAACAGGAAGUGAUUGCAUACGAAAGGAAACAAUCUUCGUUGAACAGUUGAUUGAUUGAUCAAGCGAAGCGUCUUCGAUUAUUGCUGGUUUUGAGAAUUGAACCUUCGGCAGAUUUUCGAGUCUAUACCACAACGUACAUUCGAAUCGGAAUGAUGAAUCUCAAAAUUCUCUUUCUGCUGGCAAUGCUGGCGAUGCUAGCGCCGCCGAUCAGCGGUCGAGCAGUGGAUCUCGACCAGGACAACUCACUCUCCGCGUCCUCUUCCGGGUCGCGAACAACCAGACCUAAUUUUGUGAAAAUCACCUCUCAACCACCAGCACAACUAACCCAGAUCCGAGGCACCACCAUCGAGCUAGAAUGUGAAGUGAUGGGCUCACCGACGCCCUACGUACAAUGGGUGCAUGGUAGUGGUCAGACGGCAGAUUGGGAUGACGUGAGCAUGAACAUCAUCAGUGAAAGCAGUCCAACGACCAUGGCACGUGUGGUAUCGCGAUUAGUGUUGGACCAUUCGUCACGUGCCGCAGAAAGUACAUACACUUGCAUUGGUCGAUCUGGAGGUCAAAUAGCCAUCGCAUCCACCACCAUCUACCACGUCGAUGCUCCGCGCUCUAAUUUUACCGAUUUGCUGAAGUCUGGCCAUCACAUGUUCAUGCAUCUCAAGUCUGCACGCGUUACGCUUCACUAUCGGGCACUCUUCGAGUACAUGGGUUCGACAGUGAUCCUGCCGUGUAAAGCCGUUGGUCGUCCCGUGCCAGAGAUCACCUGGAAAAAUGAGGAAGGCAACGUCAUUAGCAGCAUGCAGGACCCACGAUUCCGUACCCUGCCGACUGGAGAGUUGAUCAUCAACGACCUGCGGUGGGCCGACAUGGGAUCGUACACAUGUGUUGCCAAAAAUGCCAUCUCCAAGGACGAAGCGGAAACCUUUUUGUAUCCCAUUCGACCAAACUAAUUCGCACAACGACACUCGACACGGACCACAUAACCAUUUAGGAUCAUGAACAAAGGAGGAUCGGCGAACGGUAAUCCACGGAUAGUUACUAUUUUCAACAGUCAGUAAUGAACACUUAUGCCAUUUACUUAACUUAUUAAUCAGCACGUAGGAACAAAAUCCAUAAAAAUAAUUUAUUUAAAUAUCCUUUUAAAAGUAUUUCAAUAUUUUAUCAGAUAAGUUAUUGUCUUGAAUAUUAGCGAAUAAGUUUUCUAAAAAAUACCAACGUAAAGAAUUGUAGAAUCUUGUCACCAUACUGUUAAAUGUAAAUAGAAUUCGAAGAAACGAAUUCAAGAUUGUUUGUAAAAUGUUUCGGCAUGACUCCGACACUAUUUGUCAAAGUACACCAUGCAUAGGAAGAUUAGGUACUUUGAAAAAAUAAACUGAUUUGAAGGAUGUGUGAAGAAGA